Messenger RNA from Glossina fuscipes, 2099 nucleotides. RefSeq names its product polycomb group protein Pc (gene Pc). The transcript has 3 exons. The record is from RefSeq and is a predicted model, not a curated record. The coding region runs from base 415 to 1653 and encodes 412 amino acids. Lineage: Eukaryota; Metazoa; Arthropoda; Insecta; Diptera; Glossinidae.
ACUUAAUUUUCAGUAAAAACAAAUCAAAUACUUUUUUUACGGAAAUUAAGGGCAAAAUAUAUACGUAUUGCCUUAAGAGUAGAAAAAAGUUGUGCUGUAGUUAUAGCUGUUAAUAUAAUGCAAACAAUUACAAACAGAAAGAACAUUAAAAUUUAUUGUGAGGAGUUUUUUAAUAAAGAAUGCUGUUGUAAAAAGUGUAGUAGUAAUAUAAUUAAAAGGAAAGAACAAAAUAAAACAGAUUUUCACUAUUGUCUUAUUUAGAAAAUACAAUGCCUAAUAAGUAAAUGAAGUGUUAAACGCCUAACCGGAAUAAGAAGAAAUUUUAAAAAUUGUAAAUAUAAUUUAUUAAUAAUUUAUAAGUAAUUCUUACUGCGUGCGGUUAGUAAAAAAUAAAGCGCCAAACUGGAUAAUAUAAUGGGAAGUUCAGAUGAUCGCGUUUACGCUGCGGAGCGUAUAAUACAAAAACGCGUUAGAAAGGGCGUCGUGGAAUAUCGCGUCAAAUGGAAAGGUUGGAAUCAACGUUACAAUACAUGGGAGCCUGAAGUUAAUAUAUUAGAUCGACGACUUAUUGAAAUUUAUGAACAAAGCAAUAAAUCCUCUAGUACACCGUCAAAGCGCGGCCCAAAGAAAAAAGAAAAAGAACGUGAUCCUGAACCCGAAUCCGAGGAAGAUGAAUACACUUUUGUGGCUGAUGAUAAUGAGAUAAAUCAUGCUUCCACUUCGUCGUCAAAUUUAACAACUAAUACUAGCAAUAGUCAUCAUCAUCAUCAUCAUCAUCACCAUCAUCACCAUCACCAUGACAAAGAAAAAGAUAAAGAAAAAGAAAGGAAGCACCAUCAUCAUCACCAUCAUCAUCACCAUAGUUCGAAGUUGGAGCGUUCUUCGAGUCGACGUUCGGAAUCACCACAUGGUCAUGGGGAAAUCGGAAAAAGACAAAAUAGGGCUGGCGAACAUGCGUCAUCAAAUUCUUCUACCCUAACAUUUUUACCCGAGGCUGACACAAAUUCCUCUAGUUCAGAAGACCAGCCAUUAAGUCGAAAGGAUUUGCAAGUGGGAACUAAACGUAAAGCCGAAGUACUGAAAGAAUCAGGAAAAAUUGGUGUUACCAUUAAAACUUCUCCUGAUAAUCCGCCGCCAGCUAAAGUCCAUUGUUCGGCUGAUACUGCUACGCCGAUUUCAACACCCUUAAAAACCGAAACGGAACCCUUAUCACCUGAAACGCCAGCUUCACGGCCUGAACAAGCUACGCCAUUAGAGAAACCUCAACAAUUUAACGGACAAAAUAACAACAACGUUGGAAAUGACGAAGAUGACGAGGCGUCUUCACAAGCGGACAGUCAAAAUGAAAAUGAAAAUAAUAAUAACAACAACUCCCAUAGUAAUAACAAUAAUAAUAAUCAUGAUAACGUUUCAAUUAAACCUCCACUACCGCUACCAUCAUCCACAACAACAACUACAACACCUUUAACUCCUCUUUCACCUCAGGCCUUACCGCCACGCUGGUGGUUGCCCACCAAAUGCAAUAUAUCCGACAAUGUGGUUAUAACUGAUGUAACGGUCAACUUUGAAACAGUAACUAUACGUGAAUGCAAAACUGAAAGAGGGUUUUUCCGAGAACGUGACUUGAAAUCUAGCGGCGAUUCGGUUGCUUAAAUAAUGAAGGUGAAACCUUAACGCCAGCAACAAAACAAAAUACACGGUAUGUUAUAAAAAUUCCUAAGCGAAAGGCGGCACACUUUUGAGACUAAUAUUAAAAGUGCAAAGCAGGACUUAAAAGUUCGUGUCAGAAUCUGCCAGUUAUUCUUUUGAUAUCAGGUAUUUUUGGCCAUACAGAAACAACAAGAUAAACAAGAUCAAGAUAAAACAGAUAAACCAUUAUUUUUUCUUUGUAUUAUUGGUCUCCUUCAAAAUAAAAGGAAGAUACAUUUUAUUGAAUUUCUUACGCAUAUAAAGUGCGGGCCAGAUUUAGUUGCUUUUGUUUGUACAUAUAAUAGAAGAAAAUAAAAUAUGAUUUGUACGAUCGAUUUAAUAGUAAUGGAACUAAAAACAAAUUAAGAAGAGUUAACGGAUAUACAAAACUCAAUUACAUACUUAUUUAC